ACGCAGCGCUCGCUCCGGGUUAUUUUUAGUCGGUAGCUGUGCUCCCCCUCCCCGGGGGCGGAGCGGCCCGCGAAGGUGGGGAGGAGAAGAAGCUCCCGGCGCCUCCGCGCUCGCUCCCGCGGGUCACUCACGGCGCGUUGGAGCCCGGGCGGCGCCGGGAACAGCUGCCGCGGCGUCCUCUAGCAGCGCGCGGCUCUCCCGGGACCUGCGCCGGCCGGGGGCGGGGAGAGGCGGGGAGGGGAGGCCGGCGGGCGGGAAGGGGCGGGGAGCGCGCUCCUGCGGCGGCGGCGGCGGCGGCGGCCGUCCUCAUCCCGGCGCUUGAGAGGACGCGGGGCUGCGCAAAUGGCUUGUCCCGCUCUCGGUCUGGAAGCUCUUCAGCCCCUGCAGCCCGAGCCGCCCCCCGAGCCCGCCUUCUCCGAGGCGCAGAAGUGGAUUGAGCAAGUAACUGGCAGAAGUUUUGGUGAUAAAGAUUUUCGGACAGGUUUAGAAAAUGGAAUCCUCCUCUGCGAGUUGCUGAAUGCUAUAAAGCCAGGACUUGUUAAAAAGAUCAAUAGAUUGCCUACCCCCAUUGCAGGACUGGACAAUAUUAUCUUAUUCUUGAGAGGUUGUAAAGAGCUCGGCCUUAAAGAAUCUCAACUUUUUGACCCGAGUGACCUCCAGGAUACAUCCAACAGAGUAACAGUCAAGAGCCUUGAUUAUAGUAGGAAGCUGAAAAAUGUAUUAGUUACCAUUUACUGGCUGGGAAAAGCAGCAAACAGCUGCACAUCCUACAGUGGAACGACACUAAACCUGAAGGAGUUUGAAGGAUUGUUGGCUCAGAUGCGAAAGGAGACUGAUGACAUUGAAAGUCCUAAACGCAGUAUCCGAGACAGUGGCUACAUCGACUGCUGGGAUUCCGAGCGCAGCGACUCGCUCUCUCCUCCUCGCCACGGCAGAGAUGAUUCCUUCGACAGCCUGGAUUCCUUUGGCUCUCGCUCUCGGCAGACGCCUUCACCAGAUGUAGUCCUCAGGGGAAGCAGCGAUGGGAGAGGAAGCGACUCUGAAUCCGACUUGCCUCAUCGGAAGCUGCCGGAUGUGAAGAAGGAUGACAUGUCUGCACGGCGGACUUCCCAUGGUGAGCCGAAAUCAGCAGUGCCUUUUAACCAGUACCUCCCGAACAAAAGCAAUCAGACGGCCUACGUCCCCGCGCCUCUGAGAAAGAAGAAAGCAGAGCGCGAGGAAUACCGCAAGAGCUGGAGUACCGCCACCUCCCCGCUGGGUGGGGAGAGGCCCUUCAGCUUUCCUGAAACGAUAGAGGAAGAGGGGAGUGAAGUGGGGUCUGCUGGUGAAGACAACCCAGUUGGCCAAAUGAAUCCUGGUUGGAAGCCUUCCGAUGGUGGGUGUGAAUUACCUGACGGCAGUGGUAAGGAGCACCCUUCUUCAGAUGGGGCUGUGGUGGCACCAGCUCCCAAGUCUGAAGAAAAAGAUGCAGCUGAGAUCCAAAAGCGCAAAAGGCUAGAGCAAGCUGGAAUCAAGGUCAUGCCAGCAGCACAGCGCUUUGCCAGUCAGAAACAAUUAAGUGAAGAGAAAGAAGCUAUUCGUGAUAUUGUCCUUCGCAAAGGAAACUCUUUCCUGACCCACCAGCAUGGCAACGAUUCAGAGGCAGAAGGUGAAGUUGUGUGUCGACUGCCUGAUCUUGAGAAGGAUGACUUUGCUGCAAGGAGAGCAAGGAUGAACCAAACCAAGCCAAUGGUGCCAUUAAAUCAACUCCUCUAUGGCCCUUAUCCAAAGAAAGGGGCAGAGAAAUCAGAUGGCAGCAAACAGCUCUCAAAGGGAAUCUCAAAAAAAAGAAGUCUAGAAUAUAAAAGAAACCAGGGCCACACAGAAGAGGUGAAGUCAAUAGUGACCUGUAACAUGAGGGCUCAGGAAAGUGAACCUGUGGAAGGAGGACUCAGGAAGGUGCCAGAUCUUCACAAGGAUGACCUGGCACAGCGGAGAAUUCAGGGCAGCCUUGCCCCUCACCGCGAGCCCCCGAGCUUCAUUACACUCUCCAACAUAACAGAAGCUGACUUGGAGACGUGGGAGAGACUCAAAGUGUCAGAAAAGGCGAGGGAUGGAGAUGUUCAGCACAUCUGUGCUUCUGAGCCUUCCCCAGAAAUUAAAGCAGAAACUGCCAUUCGUGAUGACUUUGCCAACCGCAAAGCAAGGGCCUCUAAGAAAUCUUCCAGCCCCAGGCAAAAGUUUGUGCACUUUGGGCCAGUGACGGAGAUAGAUCAGCAGAAAUGGAAGCGGCUUAGCAUUGGCAAGGCUGGGCCUAGAGAGGAUGAAGAAGAAGUCAUCUGUCAUGGCAGCAAGAUUCAAACGGAAUCUGUGUCUCCUGUCUCAGCGGCCACUUCCAGCUUAAAGGGCCACCAAAUAUUUAAUCCACAAAAUGAUUGCAGAACAAUGAAUUCUGGCCGAGGUGACUAUUGCAGAAGGGCCUUGUGGCUGGCUCCUGUGUCGGAGUCUCAAGAAGAGUGGGUCUGCAGUUUGGGCGAGUGCCCGAGGGGGACAGAGGAAGUUACAUCCAAACAGCUGCCACAAGAUGGCAAAGAAGAAACGGAAAGCGCUCCAAGAGAUUCUGAGAGGCUGUCAAAGGCAGAAAGAUCAGAGGACAGCAGCCAGCCACUGGUGUGUCCUCUGGCCUCUGAGUGUGAGGCUUCAGGGACAGAAGAGAAGUUGGAGAAGAUGACAGCUCCUGCCUGGAGUGGCAGUGGACUGAAAGGCCAGCGAAAGUUGGAUGAUUCACGAAAAGAUGACAUGAUGGCCAGGAGAACUGGGAUGUCCCUUAGACACACUGGAUCCAACCCAAACCAGUUCCUUCCAGUUCCAUUUGCAAAGCAACAGGAUGUGGAAGAAUCUUCUAAAGGUCUACCCAUGAAAGAUCAGAGAUACGGUCCGAGAACUCCUGUGUCUGAUGACGCAGAGAGCACCAGCAUGUUUGACAUGCGGUGUGAGGAGGAGGCCGCGGUGCAGCCGCACAGCAGGGCCCGCCAGGAGCAGCUGCAGCUGAUAAAUAACCAGCUGAGGGAAGAGGACGACAAAUGGCAAGAUGACCUGGCUCGUUGGAAGAGUCGUAGAAGAAGUGUUUCUCAGGACUUAAUUAAGAAAGAGGAAGAAAGGAAAAAAAUGGAGAAGUUACUGGCUGGAGAAGAUGGGACAAGUGAACGAAGGAAAAGCAUCAAAACCUACAGAGAAAUUGUUCAAGAAAAAGAGCGGAGAGAGAGAGAGUUGCAUGAAGCAUAUAAGAACGCUCGGUCCCAGGAGGAGGCAGAGGGGAUCCUUCAACAGUACAUUGAGAGGUUCACCAUCAGUGAGGCUGUUCUUGAACGCUUGGAGAUGCCAAAAAUUCUGGAAAGAAGCCAUUCAACAGAGCCAAAUUUAUCCUCCUUCCUGAAUGACCCCAAUCCCAUGAAAUACCUGCGGCAACAGUCACUGCCUCCACCCAAAUUCACUGCCACUGUUGAAACCACCAUUGCUCGUGCCAGUGUUCUGGAUACCAGCAUGUCAGCAGGCAGUGGGUCUCCAAGCAAAACUGUCACUCCCAAAGCAGUGCCUAUGCUGACACCCAAGCCUUACUCCCAGCCCAAAAAUUCUCAAGAUGUUCUGAAGACCUUUAAGGUAGAUGGGAAAGUCAGUGUGAAUGGAGAGACGGUUCAUAGAGAGGAGGAGAAGGAAAGAGAGUGUCCCACGGUGGCACCUGCCCACUCCUUAACCAAAUCCCAGAUGUUUGAAGGUGUGGCCAGAGUGCACGGGUCUCCACUGGAGCUGAAACAAGACAACGGUAGCAUCGAGAUCAACAUAAAGAAGCCAAACUCUGUUCCCCAAGAGCUCGCAGCAACCACUGAGAAAACGGAACCGAAUAGUCAAGAGGACAAGAAUGAUGGUGGAAAACCAAGAAAAGGGAAUAUAGAACUUGCCUCAUCAGAACCACAGCAUUUUACAACAACUGUGACUCGAUGCAGCCCGACCGUGGCCUUUGUGGAAUUUCCCUCCAGCCCCCAGCUGAAGAAUGAUGUGUCGGAAGAAAAAGACCAGAAGAAACCAGAAAAUGAAAUGAGUGGAAAGGUGGAGUUGGUGCUGUCACAAAAGGUGGUAAAGCCAAAAUCUCCAGAACCCGAAGCAACGCUGACGUUUCCAUUUCUGGACAAAAUGCCUGAAGCCAACCAACUACAUUUGCCAAAUCUCAAUUCUCAAGUGGAUUCUCCAAGCAGUGAGAAGUCACCUGUUACGACACCUUUUAAGUUCUGGGCAUGGGACCCAGAAGAGGAGCGCAGACGACAGGAAAAAUGGCAACAGGAACAGGAACGUUUGCUCCAGGAAAGAUACCAGAAGGAGCAGGACAAGCUGAAAGAAGAAUGGGAAAAGGCCCAAAAGGAGGUGGAAGAGGAAGAACGCAGAUAUUAUGAGGAGGAGCGUAAGAUAAUUGAAGACACUGUGGUUCCAUUUACUGUUUCUUCAAGUUCCGCUGACCAGCUGUCUACCUCUUCCUCCAUGACUGAAGGCAGUGGGACAAUGAAUAAGAUAGACCUGGGAAACUGUCAAGAUGAAAAACAAGACAGAAGAUGGAAGAAAUCAUUCCAGGGAGAUGACAGUGACUUAUUGCUGAAGACUAGGGAAAGUGAUCGACUGGAGGAGAAGGGCAGCCUAACUGAAGGGGCCUUGGCUCAUUCUGGGAACCCUGUAUCAAAAGGAGUCCAUGAAGACCAUCAGCUGGAUACCGAGGCUGGGGCCCCACACUGUGGAACAAACCCGCAGCUUGCUCAGGAUCCAUCCCAGAAUCAGCAGACAUCAAAUCCAACGCACAGUUCAGAAGAUGUGAAGCCAAAAACCCUCCCACUGGAUAAAAGCAUUAACCAUCAGAUCGAGUCUCCCAGUGAAAGGCGGAAGAAAAGUCCCCGAGAGCACUUCCAGGCUGGGCCUUUCUCUCCCUGUUCUCCCACCCCUCCCGGUCAGUCACCAAACAGGUCUAUAAGUGGAAAGAAGCUGUGCUCUUCCUGUGGGCUUCCUUUGGGUAAAGGAGCUGCAAUGAUCAUCGAGACCCUCAAUCUCUAUUUUCACAUCCAAUGUUUCAGGUGUGGAAUUUGUAAAGGCCAGCUUGGAGAUGCAGUGAGUGGGACGGAUGUUAGGAUUCGAAAUGGUCUCCUGAACUGUAAUGAUUGCUACAUGCGAUCCAGAAGUGCCGGGCAGCCUACAACAUUGUGACAUGGCUUUCAAGCUUCCGGAUCACUCACCAUUUCUUUAUUGAGAGUGUCCCCUGGCAACUGCUUAACAAAAUCCCAAGCUCAGGGGCUUCUCAGCAUUUACCUAAUUUCUGAAAGGCUCUUCUGAAAGGUGGUAUCUGUUCUUUCGUAGCACAGUGUUUAUGUUUUUCCUGUUUAUUGUUUUGGUUUUUUUUUUUUGCAUUUGCACAGUAUACACAAAAGAAUAUGGGGUUGUAAUGAUCCUGAAUAGCUCAAAAAAGGUUUUAGCAUGGUCAAACAGGCUUAUGGUUUAAAAUGUGUUAUUCUCUUCUUUGGGAAUUAGCUAAAUGAUGCAAUAAACCUGUUUUGUUUUAGAAUGUCUAGGAAUUAAACACUUUAUGUUUACAGAAUUGAGCUGCAGAAAGUGCAAGACAUGCCAAUUUGAGACACACGGUCUUCUAAGACUGAAGGAUAAAUUUAAUGCAUUUCAGAAACUAAACAUCACAGCAAGCUCUAUCUCUGAGCUAUGAUUUGUUUUUAAUGCAAAGACACUAGUUUGAUAAUAUAUACUGUAAUCCUGAAACAUUUGUGUUACUUACCUUUGGAGGUAGAAAUUAUACCAAUAAAUUAUUGCACCGUUAGUAUUAGAUUCUGUGUACCUUGGAAGUUAUGUCAUUAAUAUAGGCUGGUUCAUCAAAUAAAGCAAAACCUUGCAAUAUCAGCUAGAUUUACACUCCGGGACGUUGCCCAAAGGUAGGAAGAAAGCAGAGGGAAAUAUUUCAGUCAUCAUUUCCAAAGUCAUUAUCAAAAUCUGUGAGGAAGUUUAAUCUUCCAAAGAGUCAAUGUCAGACAUCAGGCCUCUGUUGCCUGCUUCUCUCGAGGCACUAGAUUAGGAGUCUUCAAUAAGAGACUUAACAUGAGGCAUAUGGAAGAUGAGGCACCGAGAUAAGUUCAUCAUUAGGUGUGAGCACUGCUCACCCUUGCUGGCAAGUUCUCCUUAAGGGCCUGAAGCACAGGUGUCCAAAGAAAAGCGUUAAGUCCAUCUUAAUAGAAUCCAUGUGGUAUAUGACGUGGUCAGCCCCUGGUCUGUGAUCAGCAAGAACCUACAGCACAGAUUAUGCCCUGCCCACUUCAAUGAAUACCUACUCUCCUCCAUUCUCCAUCACUUUUUUUGCUAUCAAGAACUCUGGACCUUGCCCAUGGAGAAGUUUAGAGAGGAACUCUUGUGGAGAGCUGGUUUAUUUUCUGCCCUGUGCGACGAGUUUCAGCUGGCCAAGAAAGGAGUCAAGUUAUUAAAAAGCAUCACAAUGUAGAUCUCCAGGCUGGUUUUUUGUUUUUUGUUGUUAAGACUGGGGAAAGGGGGACUAUUUAUUCUGCCUUAAAUCAAUGGCAAAUAAGUCAAGAUGACAUUUUGUGAAUGUAGACUAUGGAUACACUCCUAAUAGAUUGAUGUAGUCAUAAAAGGGGGUCAAGUAGAUGUUUUUCUGUUAUGUAAGCAAUAAUUUUUCUGUGUCUUAUUGAGUAUGGCUAGCGAUUAUUUAUUACAUGCUAGAUGGGUUCUUUGCAUGUGGGUUCCAUAUAGGUGCAGAAAUUUCCUCAGCCACUGGAGGGAUUUCGACCAUAUUUGUCAUUUGGAUGAGCUGUCAUUAGAUUGAAAUCUACACAUCAUUUCAUUAAAAAUUGUGCCUUAGAAAACGCAAAGCUGUUGCACAUGGCGAUAAAUUAUGGAUGCAGUACAUUGAAGAGAGAUGAAGUCACUUCCAAGUUUCCAAGACUUCUCAUGGAGGUGUUUGCUGUUUUACAGGAAAAAAUAAAAAUAAAAAAAGAGAAAAAAAAGAAAAAAAAAGAAAAAUUGUUUUGAAAAUGUACAGAUCAAGUCCAAUAUUUUGAUUAUCCACCUGCAUGUUUUAUUAAAUAUUUUGAUAAUGUGGAUGUUUACACUUUGCAUGAUAUUAGCAGAGUACCACUAGUAAUGCACAAACAUGUACAAUAUGGUCAUUCAUAACCGAUUUUUAUAGAAUACUUUUUACAUGUGCAACUCCAUCCGUUAUGUAAGGAUUACAUGAAUAUUGCACAUUCCCUUCUGGUUUCACAAACCCAUUUAUACAUAUUUCUUAGUGAGGCUCAUUGUACAUGUAUUGAAGCUAGAAUCGAGUCAAGAAAAAUAAAGCCCCAUUCUCCAACUGCAAAAUAUGCUUUCCCAUAAUGAACACUAGUCACCAGCACAGAAUAAUCUCCAACAUUUUCUAAAUUCUAAUUGCCAACUGUUUCUAUUUAUAUUUGAUUUAUAUUUCAUUUGGAGUCUGUUACAUGGCAGCUUAGGCAGACUAGAUCUUGUUUUUUCCAAUGCAGCAUAAUGAGUAUGAUCUAUUUCUUUUCAAAUAAUCUUUGAGAUUCCAGGAAAAAAAAUGCUCUGCUCCAUUGAGCUAUAAUGUAAAUGUGUUUGUUUAAAAAACAGAUGAGGCAAGUGAGUGAUUUAUUGUUCCUGAGGAAGUAUAUCUGAUUUUUUUUCUCAUACUCCAAAAGCUAGUCCCUACUCUUUAAUAAAAAUAAUGGGUAACUUUUUGUUUUUCACUAGCGAACUUCCAUGACAUUUCCUUUCUAUGUAGUGUGAUUAAUGCAAUACAUAUUAUAGUUAUCUAUACACAGUGUAAGAUUUAACAAACUGAAAUGAUCCACCUCAUAUGUGAGUCCGUCCAAAAGAUGUUACUGCUCUGGGUGGGCCAGUGUUCUAUAUCGGUUAUACUAACUUUCAUUUAAAGUAUUUAUUCUAAAAUGCCUCUGAGAAACAGUAAAAAAUAAAAACAACAAGUUGUCUAAAAUGCAACAGCUUUUAUAGUAAAUGUACAUUUAUAAAUAAAAUACUCAAAUCAA
Molecule: messenger RNA, 8075 nt
Organism: Gorilla gorilla gorilla (western lowland gorilla)
Lineage: Eukaryota; Metazoa; Chordata; Mammalia; Primates; Hominidae
Gene: LIMCH1
Product: LIM and calponin homology domains 1
Exons: 34
Coding region: 343-5223 (1626 amino acids)
Biological process (GO): regulation of focal adhesion assembly; positive regulation of stress fiber assembly; actomyosin structure organization
Cellular component (GO): stress fiber
Molecular function (GO): myosin II head/neck binding; actin binding
Source: RefSeq, a predicted model, not a curated record